UUGUCCCUUUUCUCUGCACGGCCAGACACAGCACCACAAGUUCAAGUCACAGAAGACUCGAAUUCACAUCAUUCAAAAUGUCUCACCCGGGUGCUCAGAUCUCCAAGCGGAGAAAGUUCGUCGCCGACGGUGUCUUCUACGCCGAGCUCAACGAGUUCUUCCAGCGCGAGCUCGCUGAGGAGGGCUACUCCGGCGUCGAGGUCCGCGUCACGCCCACCGUCACCGACAUCAUCGUCCGCGCCACGCACACCCAGGAGGUCCUCGGCGAGCAGGGCCGCCGCAUCCGCGAGCUCACGUCGCUCAUCCAGAAGCGCUUCAAGUUCCCCGAGAACUCCGUCUCCCUGUACGCCGCCAAGGUCCAGAACCGCGGCCUGUCCGCCGUCGCCCAGUGCGAGUCGCUGCGCUACAAGCUGCUCAACGGCCUGGCCGUCCGCCGCGCCUGCUACGGCGUCCUGCGCUUCAUCAUGGAGUCCGGCGCCAAGGGCUGCGAGGUUGUCGUUUCCGGCAAGCUCCGUGCCGCCCGUGCCAAGUCCAUGAAGUUCACCGACGGCUUCAUGAUCCACUCCGGCCAGCCCGCCAAGGACUUCAUCGACAGCGCCACCCGCCACGUCCUGCUCCGCCAGGGUGUCCUCGGCAUCAAGGUCAAGAUCAUGCGCGGCUCCGACCCUGAGGGCAAGGCCGGCCCCCAGAAGUCCCUCCCCGACGCCGUCACCAUCAUCGAGCCCAAGGAGGAGCAGGCCGUCCUCCAGCCCGUCAGCCAGGACUACGGCGCUAAGGCCGCCCAGGCCGUCGCCCAGGGCAGCCAGGACAUCCGGGUCGCCGAGCAGGAGGGCGCCACGGAGGAGGCCCAGCCCGCCGCUGAGGAGCAGUAGGAUGGUCCCGGCGACUCUGCCUGGUGAAGUUGUGUGUUGUCUUUUAGCAAAAGGGGUCCUUGGAGAGAUGGGGAACAAGAAAACCCCGGGUCUUUGUGGACUAGAAGGAUGAGACAAGAGGUCGGUUGAUGAUGAUUAUAUCAAGCCACAGGGCAAAAGGGAUGGCGGUCAAACUUAAGGCGUCAAUUGAUCAUUUGCAUCUGCUAAAGGGGCAUGGGAAAAAGGUUCCGUCCUUGUUUUUCCUUGAAUCUUUAAUGAUAU
Molecule: messenger RNA, 1133 nt
Organism: Trichoderma reesei QM6a
Lineage: Eukaryota; Fungi; Ascomycota; Sordariomycetes; Hypocreales; Hypocreaceae
Gene: rps3
Product: 40s ribosomal protein
Exons: 2
Coding region: 78-872 (264 amino acids)
Biological process (GO): translation
Cellular component (GO): cytosolic small ribosomal subunit; nucleus
Molecular function (GO): structural constituent of ribosome; RNA binding
Source: RefSeq, a predicted model, not a curated record